AUGGCGUUCACUGCUGGUCCUUUCCAUCCCCUUCGUGUUUUAAGGCCUGGCAAAGAUACAUGGAAAGUUAAGGUUCGUGUUCUUCGUCAGUGGGAGAUGUUUCCUGCUGGUGAGCCUUCUAAGCCAUAUGCGCUUAAUCUUGUCUUGAUUGAUUCAGAGGGUGUCAAAAUUGAGGCUUACAUUAAGAAGAACUAUCUUAGCAAGUUCAAGGGUGAAUUUUCAGAGGGUAAUGUGUACAAGAUAACUUAUUUUGAUGUUUCUGAGAACUCUGGCAUAUUUCGCGCCUCUGAACAUUUCUGCAAGAUAUUCUUCAAUCAUAGAACAAGAGUAGCGCAGGAACAUUCUGAUGUGAUUCCAAAUAUUUGUUUAUCACUCAAGAACUCUACUUACAUUGAUGCAACAAUGGGGGAAUCUGAUUUUCUCAUUGAUUUUAUUGGACUGGUUACUCAUGUUUUAAGGGAGAGGCAAUAUGUAAAAGAUGGGAGAGUCACAAGGAAGAUUGAGCUUGAUCUGAUUGAUGACAAGGGUAUGGUGAAAUGUGCCCUAUUUGGUAACUACGUUGACAUUGUUACUGAAUUUCUGGCUAUUGAUCGAAAUGGAUUUCCGGUGAUGGUUGUGCAGUUCGCUAAGAUAAAGUCAUUCAGGGGUGAUAUUGUUAUUCAAAAUGUGAUGAGAGGUACUAAACUUCUAUGGAAUCUUGAUAUUCCUGAAGUCGCAUCAUUUAGGAAUGGUUUGGCUGUGCAUGGAGUUGACUUGAAUGUUCCUCUUGGUGUAAUUGAUGGGGGUGUUCCAAUUGUUCCACUUGAAGAUGAGUUUGUAUUGAAAUGGAUUUAA
Lotus japonicus is the source of this 834-nucleotide messenger RNA. RefSeq lists its product as uncharacterized. The record is from RefSeq and is a predicted model, not a curated record. The coding region runs from base 1 to 834 and encodes 277 amino acids. The transcript is spliced from 6 exons. NCBI's taxonomy places the organism in Eukaryota, Viridiplantae, Streptophyta, Magnoliopsida, Fabales, Fabaceae.